Suncus etruscus (white-toothed pygmy shrew) is the source of this 348-nucleotide messenger RNA. Its product is annotated as transcription factor BTF3-like. Gene Ontology annotation, cellular component: cytosol; nascent polypeptide-associated complex. The transcript has a single exon. NCBI's taxonomy places the organism in Eukaryota, Metazoa, Chordata, Mammalia, Eulipotyphla, Soricidae. The record is from RefSeq and is a predicted model, not a curated record. The coding region runs from base 1 to 348 and encodes 115 amino acids.
AUGAAAAAAAUGAACCAAGAGAAGCUCGCCAAACUGCAGGCUCAAGUGUGCACUGGUGGGAAAGAAACUGCUCGCAGAAAGAAGGUGGUUCAUAGGACAGCUACAGCAGAUGAUAAAAAACUUCAGUUCUCCCUGAAGAAGUUAGGAGUAAACAAUAUCUCUGGCAUUGAGAAGGUGAAUAUGUUCACAAACCAAGGAACAGUGAUCCACUUUAACAAUCCUAAAGUUCAUGCAUCCCUGGCAGCAAACAUUUUCAUCAUUACAGGCCAUGCUGAGACAAAGAAACUGACAGAAAUGUUUCCCAGCAUCUUAAACCAGCUUGGUGCAGACAGUCUGACUAGUUUAUGA